GAUUCCCCCAACAGACUGAUGGAUAUGUACUUUAACGGACUAACCAAAGUGCCGAAAAAUGAUUUGAUUGAGCUUUUUCAUCACAAAAAAAAAAAGAAAUUGGGGAUGCUGAUGCUUUUAAGAUAGCAAUACUUUAUUUUAUCAACACAUUCUUAUUCUCAACUGAGAGUAAUAGAGCAUUUGUUCCCAAGUUACACUUUGACUUGGUUGAAAGCGGAGAAUAUAUGAAUUAUCCAUGGGGAAAUGAUUGCUUCAAAGCGCUGUUGUCUUCAAUCAGUCACAAGUUGGCGAAUGAUCCAACCUACUAUAGGUUUGAGGGUUUUCCCCUGGCCAUUCAAGUAUGGUUUUAUGAAUGUUGCUCGAAGGUAGAUCCUACGGUUGCAACCCGUAUUGGAAACCACUUCCCUCGUAUUUUUAAUUGGCGAACAACUUCGCAAAGAGUCUACUUUGCCCAUCUGAAGAAGGGGAUGUUCAAAAAGUACAGCAAUCAGCUGGUUUUUACCAACAUUCUCCCAACAGAUGAGGAGAAGGUAGCUAUCAACUUUAUGGAGUUUCCAGAAGAGACAGCGGUCAAAGAUGUGUUAGAACCACAGGAUCCCACACAGUCGAGUCCCUCUGUACGUGGUUCUGAAUUUGAUGCGUUGAAGAAGGAAGUUGCAAAUGUCCGCAAAGAUCUUAAAUCAUUUGAGAAAAAGGUCGGUGAACAGUUUGUUGACAUGAAAGACUACAUGGACAAGUCAAUUAUGAAUUUACUUAAAGAUCUAAAGUCCAUGUUUGGCAGGCAAACUGAAACUCCUGAAGCUAAGAUGUCUGGCAGUGUUAAGGAUGUUACAAAAGAACCAAAGACAAGCAACAAGAAUGAUGGACUUCAGCACAACCUAUAUUUUCAUUUUGAUGAACCGAUAGGUGAUUUUGACAUUGGUGGGCAGGAUGUAAGUGAGCAAAUAUCCAAUCACAUUGUAGUAGAUGCAUCUGCUUUGAAGAAUGGGAUUAAUGCUUCUAUUCCAGUUGGUGAGCAAGUUGGAGAUGGUGAAGCAUGUGAUAAAUAUAUAGUUGACCCAGACAAAUUGAAGAGUCAUCCUAUUGAUACUCUGAUUUCAGAACAUAAUCUAGAUGAUGUGGUUGCUGGCAUUGAUAAGUUGGGUGCUUUGGGCAAUUCUGCCACUAAGACCCCUACCCUUGAUGAUUUUGAAAUGCCUCCAUUUACCGAGUCUCAAAUAGUAGCGAUUGAAACCAAAGGUGGUGACAUCGUUACACCUGAACAACAAGCAAGAAAUAGAAAUCCUGGACCGUAUGGUAAAUCACCAUACACUGAUUUUAGUUCAGGCGGCAGCAGCACAAUCAAUUCUCCUACAUACUUUCACUUUAAACACCCAUUCACAAAUUGCAUUGGCUUUGAUGUUGACAAUGAUCUGAUCACCGAAUUUAAGGAUUGGGUGAAAUCGAAAAUGUCUACAAGACAUGGGAGGGAAUCAGUGUUCUCUAAAAAGGCCAAUAAGAUUGUGAAUCCUUUUAAUAUGGGAGUUGAUACAGUCGACAAAAUGGAGUGGUUCCACACUAUACUGACUACUGGAAAGUGUUGGCAAGACUCGGUCAUUCAUGUGUAA
Messenger RNA from Lycium barbarum (goji berry), 1607 nucleotides. RefSeq lists its product as uncharacterized. The transcript is spliced from 9 exons. Lineage: Eukaryota; Viridiplantae; Streptophyta; Magnoliopsida; Solanales; Solanaceae. The coding region runs from base 225 to 1607 and encodes 460 amino acids. The record is from RefSeq and is a predicted model, not a curated record.